AUGGUGACAGAGACCAUGAUGAAGCUGAGGAAUGAGCUGAAGGCUCUGAAGGAGGACGCUGCCACCUUCUCCUCUCUCAGGGCCAUGUUUGCCACCAGGUGAGGGGGCAUUCUGGGAUCUCAUGGAGCCAAUUACAACACAGAUGUGUAAGACUGUGCAAAGACGAUGAGUUUGACCUCUGGUUAAAUCUCACUGUUUGAGAUGGUUGCAGACGUUGCGCAGUGUAUUUCCCGGCUUAGACAAGGGUGUUUCUUAGUUUUUUGACUUAGUUUUGUGUCCCCCCCCCCCCCUCUUUCUCUCUCUCUCACUCUCUCUCUCUCUCUCUCUCUCGCUCUCUCGCUCUCUCUCUUUCUCUCCUAGGUGUGAUGAGUAUGUGACUCAGCUGGAUGAGAUGCAGAGGCAGCUGGCUGCGGCGGAGGAUGAGAAGAAGACCCUGAACUCCCUGCUCCGGAUGGCCAUCCAACAGAAGCUGGCGCUGACCCAACGCCUGGAGGACCUGGAGUUUGACCACGAGCAGACCCGGGACCGCGGCCGUGGCGCCAAGGUGCCCAAGAUCAAGAGCAGCCCGCCCAAAGUAAGUCGACGAGCCGCCCUCACAGCUCCCCCCAGCCCCACCAUCAUACACAGCCCUUUUUCCACCAGCUCCCACCCCUUCAACACCUCCCUGACCCUCUGCAGCCCUCCCUCCCUGGAGCUACCCCAGUCCUCCAACCCCUGGUCGGCCUCAGACGAAGGCUCUUCCCAGACCUCAUCCCUGGUUUCCUCCCUGCCUCCCCUGGGUCACCCCCAGUGGUCCCUGGGCACUCAGACCUUCAUCAUUGACCCAGAGUCGCUGAGUUUAGAGUUCUGUCGACUCGUUAACAGUCAAGACUCCAGUCCUCACUCUCCUAGCUCCGCCCCCGUGUCUCCUUACCGCUCACCCAUUCCCAAGACUUGGCAACACUUGUUGCCGGGGUCAGUGAGAACUCGUACCCAAAAAGACGCACCUCGCCCCUCUGCUCUGGUCACAUCUCCCAGCAACACAGUCCCUCGCGCCUACAGUUCCCAGAUGCCCUAG
Coregonus sp. 'balchen' is the source of this 1057-nucleotide messenger RNA. NCBI's taxonomy places the organism in Eukaryota, Metazoa, Chordata, Actinopteri, Salmoniformes, Salmonidae. The record is from the annotation of a GenBank genome assembly.